ACAGACAGUGAAAAAGGGAAGCGCGAGCGGCCGAAGGCGCUUCCGUGAGCCCUGCCUAGGGACAGAGUCCCGAGCCCGAGGGGGCAGCUUCCCCGCACUGAGAGACGCGAGCCCUGGCGGGCCGAGAAGAAGGAGUUCUCAAACCUUGACCCGGUCGGAGCGGACCCGAACCCCCGACUGUUGCCCAUGGCGGCCCUAGGCUCCAGCAGCCAGAAUGUCACCGAGUAUAUUGUCCGAGUUCCCAAAAACACGACGAAGAGAUACAACAUCAUGGCCUUCAAUGCAGCUGAUAAAGUCAACUUUGCUACUUGGAAUCAGGCGCGGCUGGAGCGGGACCUGAGCAACAAGAAGAUUUACCAGGAGGAGGAGAUGCCCGAGUCGGGCGCGGGCAGCGAGUUCAACCGCAAGCUCCGGGAGGAGGCGCGCAGGAAGAAGUACGGCAUCGUCCUCAAGGAGUUCCGCCUGGAGGACCAGCCCUGGCUGCUCCGCGUCAACGGCAAGGCGGGCCGGAAGUUCAAGGGCGUGAAGAAGGGGGGCGUGACAGAGAACACGUCUUACUACAUCUUCACCCAGUGCCCCGACGGCGCCUUCGAGGCCUUCCCGGUGCACAACUGGUACAACUUCAUGCCGCUGGCCCGGCACCGCACGCUGACCGCCGAGGAGGCCGAGGAGGAGUGGGAGAGGAGGAACAAGGUCCUGAACCACUUCAGCAUCAUGCAGCAACGGCGGCUCAAGGACCAGGACCAGGACGACGAUGAGGAGGAGAAGGAGAAGCGGGGCCGCAAGAAGGCCAGCGAGCUGCGCAUCCACGACUUGGAGGACGACUUGGAGAUGUCCUCUGACGACAGCGAGGCCAGCGGCGAGGAGGGUGGCAGAGCCCCCAAGGCCAAGAAGAAGGCGCCGCCAGGCAAGGCGGGCAGGAGGAAGAAGAAGAAGGGCUCAGACGACGAGGCCUUGGAAGACAGCGACGACGGAGACUUUGAGGGCCAAGAGGUGGACUACAUGUCCGACGGCUCCAGCAGCUCCCAGGACGAGACGGAGGGCAAGCCCAAAGUGACCAAGCAGGAGGAGGGCCCCAAGGGUGUGGACGAGCAGAGCGAGAGCAGCGCAGAGAGCGAGGAGGAAAAGCCACCCGAGGAGGACAAGGAGGAGGAGGAGGAGAGGAAAGCCCCAACUCCCCAGGAGAAGAAGCGCAGGAAAGACAGCAGUGAUGAGUCGGACAGCUCAGAGGAGAGUGACAUCGAUGGCGAGGCCUCCUCGGCUCUCUUUAUGGCGAAGAAGAAGACACCACCCAAGAGGGAGCGGAAGCCGUCGGGAGGCAGCUCGAGGGGGAACAGCCGCCCCGGCACGCCCAGCACAGAGGGCAGCAACACCUCGUCCACCCUGCGGGCGGCCGCCAGCAAGCUGGAGCAAGGCAAGCGGACGAGCGACAUGCCCACAGCCAAGCGGCUCCGGAUGGAUGCCGGGCCCCAGGGCCUGUCCGGGAAGUCCACCCCCCAGCCCCAGUCCGGGAAGUCGACACCCAGCAGCGGCGACGUGCAGGUGACCGAGGAUGCCGUGCGCCGCUACCUGACGCGCAAACCCAUGACCACCAAGGACCUGCUGAAGAAGUUCCAGACCAAGAAGACGGGGCUGAGCAGCGAGCAGACGGUGAACGUGCUGGCUCAGAUCCUCAAGCGUCUCAACCCCGAGCGCAAGAUGGUCAACGACAAGAUGCACUUCUCCCUCAAGGAGUGAGGCCCCGCUGCCCAGGGACGGGCUCCGUUCUCCGCUGUUGGGUUCUCUGGCUGCCGCUGCGCUCACGGCCUGGGUCUGCUGCCCCCCGAAUCCAGGGGUCCCCUUUGCAUCAAUUUGGGAUCAGCACGAGCAGUUUUUGCCUCACUUUCCUUCUCUUUUUGUCUGUGCUCUCCUUCUGGAAUCUUAAGGAAAAAAAAAAAGACAAUUGCCAUCCAGUUGAUGCUGGCUCAUGGCAGCCCCGUCUGUGUCAGAGGAGAACUGUGCUCCGUACAGUUUUCAACGACUGAUUUUUUAGAAGUAGAUCACUGGGCCUUUCUUCCGAGGUGCUUCUGGGCAGACUUGAACCGCUAACCUUGAGGCGAGCUACUUGGUGUGUUAACUGUACCACUCAGGGACUCACCUGGAACCUUUAAUGCCUAUUGUUGGGUGUCACCGAGUAGAUUCCGAUAGGGUUCUGUAGGGGACCUAGUGGCACAGUGGUUAAGAGCCUGGCUACUAGGCAAAAGGCUAGCAGUUUGAAUUCACCAGCCACUCCUUGGAAACCCUAUGGGACAGUUUUACUCUGUCCUGUGGGGUCGCCGUGAGUCGGAACUGACUCAACAGCUGCAGGUUUGGUUUGAUUUAAUCUUUACGAGAGCAGAUUGCCAGGUCUUUCUUCUGUGGAGCUGCUGGUGGGUUUGAACUGCCGACCUUUCUCUUAGCAGCUGAGCACUUAAAUGCACCACCUAUUAACCCCUUACAUUCUCUCUUCUUUAUUGCUCAAUUGAUCAUCCUGACCUCCCUCAGUGCUGCAUUCUGGGUAAUGUUUUCAGCUCUCUUCGUGCUCACUAGCCCUCCCCCCGCCUGUAGCCCAUUAAAGUAUCUGUUUUCUGUUGCUCCAA
Loxodonta africana (African savanna elephant) is the source of this 2618-nucleotide messenger RNA. RefSeq names its product general transcription factor IIF subunit 1 (gene GTF2F1). The transcript has 14 exons. The record is from RefSeq and is a predicted model, not a curated record. Gene Ontology annotation, cellular component: transcription factor TFIIF complex; nucleus. Gene Ontology annotation, molecular function: TFIIF-class transcription factor complex binding; RNA polymerase II general transcription initiation factor activity; DNA binding. The coding region runs from base 187 to 1737 and encodes 516 amino acids. Lineage: Eukaryota; Metazoa; Chordata; Mammalia; Proboscidea; Elephantidae. Gene Ontology annotation, biological process: transcription initiation at RNA polymerase II promoter; positive regulation of transcription elongation by RNA polymerase II.